This is a messenger RNA of Striga asiatica, 1725 nucleotides long. The record is from the annotation of a GenBank genome assembly. NCBI's taxonomy places the organism in Eukaryota, Viridiplantae, Streptophyta, Magnoliopsida, Lamiales, Orobanchaceae.
CUUUCUCGUUUCGACCAUACACAAAAACACACUGACUUCACCAGUCACUCACUCAUAGGCACAACUUUCUUCUCUCCAUAUAUAUGCCCACUUGAGAGAGAGAGAAAGAGAGAAAAUUUAGCGGAAAUUUAUUAUUGAGAGAGAGUGAGGAAGGCAUUAAUGGAGGGAGCUGAAAACCAUAGCAAUGGGGAAGAAGAAAUUCAAGGUUCGAGCUUGACGAUGGAGAAAGUUGCUGCUGCUAAACAGUACAUCGAGAAUCACUACAAAAAUCAGAUGAAAAGCAUACAGGAAAGGAAAGAAAGGCGAUGGGUAUUAGAAAGGAAGUUGGCGUCUUCAGAUGUGCCCAAAGAGGAACAAAUAAAUUUGCUUAAAGAUUUAGAAAGAAAGGAAACCGAGUUUAUGCGAUUGAAAAGGAAUAAGAUAUGCGUGGAUGAUUUUGACCUGCUUACCAUUAUAGGUCGUGGAGCCUUCGGUGAGGUCCGAUUAUGCCGAGAGAAAAAAACCGGCAAUAUUUAUGCCAUGAAGAAGCUGAAGAAAUCCGAAAUGCUCUCAAGAGGACAGGUGGAACAUGUGAGAGCAGAGAGGAACCUAUUGGCAGAAGUGGCCAGCCAUUUCAUAGUUAAAUUAUAUUACUCUUUUCAAGAUGCUGAGUAUUUAUAUCUCAUCAUGGAAUAUCUCCCUGGCGGCGACAUGAUGACUUUGCUGAUGAGAGAAGACACACUUUCUGAAAGUAUGGCUAAGUUUUACAUUGCUCAAAGCGUGUUGGCCAUUGAGUCCAUUCACGAGCAUAAUUAUAUUCACAGGGAUAUCAAACCAGAUAACCUUCUACUUGACAAAGAUGGACACAUGAAGCUCUCUGACUUUGGUCUUUGCAAGCCACUUGAUUGUAGAACAUUAUCUACGGUGAAUGAAAAUGAGGCCAUGGAUGAUGAAAAUAUAAGAGAACCAAUGGAUAUUGAUGGCCGCUUUCCCGAUGCUGCGAAUGGUAGUAACUGGAGAAGCCCUCGCGAACAACUUCAGCACUGGCAAAUGAAUAGGAGAAAGUUGGCUUUUUCCACUGUAGGUACCCCAGACUAUAUUGCUCCAGAAGUUUUGUUGAAGAAAGGAUAUGGUGUGGAGUGUGACUGGUGGUCUCUGGGAGCAAUUAUGUAUGAAAUGCUUGUUGGCUACCCUCCUUUCUAUUCUGAUGAUCCCAUGACCACUUGCAGGAAGAUAGUUCAUUGGAGAAAUCACCUGAAAUUUCCUGAAGAUGCCAAACUGAGUCUUGAGGCAAAAGAUCUCAUUUGCCGUUUGCUUUGUGAUGUUGAACAUAGGCUUGGUACUGGUGGAGCUUUCCAGAUAAAGGCUCACCCUUGGUUUGCGGGUAUAGAAUGGGAUAAACUGUAUGAAAUGGAAGCUGCCUUUAAACCAGAAGUUAAUGGAGAGCUGGAUACUCAGAACUUUAUGAAAUUUGACGAAAUAUAUCUUAAUCCAAAAGACUUGAGCUUUGUGGGGUAUACAUACAAGAACUUCGAUGCUCUCAAGGCACUACAUCAUACGAGGAGCACAUCUCCAAGCCGCCCAUCCAUCAAUUCCAUAUUUGGCGAGUCGGUAGGAGCUCAUAAAGGGAGAGCAACAAGCAAUGGAACAGAUGUACAAAUGACGACGUCAUUUGAUGAUUUAAGAGUAAAAAUAGUGCAAGAUGAUGGAACCUGGCUGCCCAGUGUUAGUGGAAGACUCAUGUGA